This is a messenger RNA of Nycticebus coucang (slow loris), 4330 nucleotides long. It is a transcript of the gene SLC35F6, whose product is annotated as solute carrier family 35 member F6. Gene Ontology annotation, molecular function: transmembrane transporter activity. Bases 573 to 1529 code for a protein of 318 amino acids. Gene Ontology annotation, biological process: transmembrane transport. Gene Ontology annotation, cellular component: membrane; intracellular membrane-bounded organelle. The record is from RefSeq and is a predicted model, not a curated record. Lineage: Eukaryota; Metazoa; Chordata; Mammalia; Primates; Lorisidae. The transcript has 5 exons.
CCUCCUGUCUCAUAGGCCUCAUCCACCGUGAGGCUGGGCUGCUUCCUGACCUCAGGGUACAGCCUUCCUUUACUCACUAGAGCUACCCCUCCCAGAACAGAAGCCAGGGUCUGGAAGUGGGCAAAGGGCACAGUCCUCUGCAAGAGGCCUGGUAAGUGGUCAUGUCCUCACCACAUCUAAGUCAGGAUACAUGGAAAAUAUCAACCUCAGUGGCAAAAGCCUGCUUUCCUUCUAUUGGGAGCCUAGCCCCACCUAGGACAGGACAGACACCAAAAACGGAAGUUAUCCUACUUGUAGGACUGGGAAUCAGGAGACUCAAAUGUUAGCCCCAGCUCUGCCACCGACUUGCUUCAUGGCUUUACAUGUCUGAACCUCUCCAGGCCUCAGUUUCUCCACCUGCAGCUUGACUAGCGAUUGGCCUGGAUCAGUGGUUUUCAGACAAGGCUCUACACAGCCUUGGGGGUUCAUCAAGAUGUUUCGGGGGCUUUGGGGAGACCCAGGAAGCAGUCUGUGGCCUCCUGUGGCAGCUCUGCCUUUGUCUGUUUUACAUGAUGGGGUUCUAGGCAGUGGGCAUGUUCCUUGGAGAGUUCUCCUGCCUGGCUGCCUUCUACCUCCUCCGGUGCAGAGCUGCAGGGCAAUCAGACUCCAGCGUGGACCCCCAACAGCCCUUCAACCCCCUUCUUUUCCUACCCCCAGCCCUCUGUGACAUGACAGGGACCAGCCUCAUGUAUGUGGCUCUGAACAUGACCAGUGCCUCCAGUUUCCAGAUGCUGCGGGGCGCAGUGAUCAUAUUCACAGGCCUGUUCUCUGUGGCCUUCCUGGGCCGGAGGCUGGUGCUGAGCCAGUGGCUGGGCAUCUUAGCCACCAUCGCGGGGCUGGUGGUUGUGGGCCUGGCCGACCUCCUGAGCAAGCAUGACGAUCAGCACAAGCUCAGUGAAGUGAUCACAGGGGACCUACUGAUCAUCAUGGCCCAGAUCAUCGUCUCCGUCCAGAUGGUGCUAGAGGAGAAAUUCGUCUACAAACACAAUGUCCACCCGCUACGGGCAGUCGGCACUGAGGGCCUCUUUGGCUUCGUGAUCCUCUCCCUGCUGCUGGUGCCCAUGUACUUCAUUCCUGCCGGCUCCUUCAGUGGAAACCCUCGGGGGACGCUGGAGGACGCCCUGGACGCCUUCUGCCAGGUGGGCCGGCAACCGCUUAUCAUCCUGGCGCUGCUGGGCAACAUCACCAGCAUCUCCUUCUUCAACUUUGCCGGCAUCAGUGUCACCAAGGAGCUGAGCGCCACCACACGCAUGGUGCUGGACAGCUUGCGUACCGUCGUCAUCUGGGCGCUGAGCCUAGCACUGGGCUGGGAGGCCUUCCACGCGCUGCAGAUCCUUGGCUUCCUCAUCCUCCUGAUGGGCACCGCCCUCUACAAUGGGCUGCACCGCCCACUGCUGGCCCGCCUGUCCCGGGGCCGGCCCCUGGCAGAGGAGGGUGAGCAGGAGGGUCUACUGGGUGGCAACCGGACCUCCAUCAACGAUGCCAGCUGAACCUCCCUUGAGGCUCCUGCUGCCUCCUGGGUACUCCUUCACCCUGAGACUGAGACCACACAGGCUGUGGGCCUCCAGCACCCUGUCCCUACAGACCCCCAGAGUAGCUCCUGCCACAGAAGAGGACAUGACACCCAAGUCCUCUUUUCUGGAAACUCUAUGCAGAGUGGAGUUACCCAGCCCCCACAGGCCUCUGAGCCCCUCCUUCAGCAUUAACACUAAAUCAUGAAGUUGAAUUUCAGGAAUUAACAACUCUAGUAUUUCUGGAUCAUAAACUAGGUUAUUAUAAUAGAUUACCUAGUUUUUGAGGCAUAAGCUAGAUUUGGUUCUCUGAAGAAGUCAGUGAACAAGUUUAAAUGGGAACUAAAUACUGUAUUUUCUAAAACUUGUAAGAUAUUCCCUAACCCUGUCUGGAAUCGUGAGUUUCAGCCCAGACUCUCACACAAAUUCAAGAGUCUGCCCCCUAGCAUGUCACCUAGUUGGCCUGUGCCUUGCUGUUACCCUCUGGAAAGUGUUGGCGCUGUGGCCUUUGGUCCCUCUGGCUUCAACAUCCCCUGGCCUAUAAUCAUGACCAGCCUGAGGAAAGAGGAGCGGCCCAUUUACCAGAGUCCCUUCAUGGCACCUCCCCCUGGUGCCUGUUUGGUGUCUUUGCUCACACCUCCCAUCCCCACCCCCAGAAGGCCUCCUGACCCUGGAUUGAUGACUAAGAGAGUUCUAGCCCUUGGUAAUUGUUCUGUGAACUGUUUACCUUUUUUUUAUAUAUAUAUAGAAACAGUUUCACUUUCGCCCUCAAUAGAGUACCUGGUGUCACAGCUAACAGCAACCUCCAACUCCUAGGCUUAGGCAAUUCUCUUGCCUCAGCCUCCCGAGUAGCUGGGACUACAGGUGUCUACCACAAUGCCUGGCUAUUUUUUUGUUGCAGUUUGGCCAGGGCCAGGUUUGAACCCGCCACCCUCGGUAUAUAGGGCUGGCACCGUUUACUUUCAUUUUUAAAGAGAAAGAAACUAAGGCCCAAACAUGUAAGUUGUUUGGCAAGAGGGGUCUCUUGGUCAGUUCUGACCCAGGACUUCAGGGAGGCCCAAGCAGUGCAGCCACCUGAUGCUGAAGCAGACUGGGACCCAGAGCACAUCUGGGGCUCAAUCCCACCCCCAGCAUCCUGCCUGCAUGGGGAAACCUGGGGAUAAUGGACGCAGCAGGAUUCGACUGUUUGGAGUAAUGCCAGUACCCUAGGUCUUGUGCCCAGUGCUCAACUUAAAUUCUUAUAACAGCCUUCAGAGGUGGAUGCAGAUGAAGAAACUGCAGCUCAGAGAAGGUGAAGAGACUUCCUCCUGAGCCAGUAUUCCAACCUAGAUUUGCCUGACUGCAGACCUCUGACCCACCGGCCAUAUGGGCCUCUGUAGGGUCUUCAGGAAGGGUUUCCUAAGGCAGGUCCAGGAGCCUCAGGUACUGUCAUCCUCCCAGUAACCCUACGCAGAAGAGAAGAGAGCGUAGGACCCCAGGGAGCUGAGCAGCUCUCAGUUGCAAGAGGUGGCGUGCAGCCUCAAGCCAUUUUCCGGGGCAGCUCAGUCAUAAACAAAGCACCUAAUGCCUUCCUUAAAAUAGCCUUUGAGCAAAGGGAGCCUUUGACGAGCAAAGCCAUCAUAUGGGAUUCCAACAGGUUUUUAAUGGGUGGGGUUUUUUUGGUAGGGGUUGGGGUCCAUUCUACCAGCUCUGAGAUCCAAGGGUCCCUGAGCUUCUCUGGGUGUUUGUCAUGGGAAGAAGCAAACACAGUGAGGGUGGUGGAGACUACAGCUGCCUUGGUGUUGCAGACUUUCAUUUUUAAUAAAAGAAAAGGAAAAUUGGCAGUAUUAGGCUUUUUAAAAAAGAGAAGGGGCACAAGAGGAUGCCUGGGGGUAGAGUCUAAAAUGUUGGAAUGGAAAAGCUCUGAUGUAUAAAAGCUUGCAAAUCACCUAGUUCUCCAUUGUUCCAUGAAGAAACUAAAUGCUAGGAAAGAAAAGUUCACACAGCAAGGAUGGGUGGCUCUGUCUGUUUCUCUUCAUUGAGUUCUUACUCAUUUUCUCUCCAGUUUCUUUAGCAAUUGAUUACUUUUGGUCAGGGUACAGUCAUUACCACAUAACAAUGUUUGAUUAAUGACAGACUGCUUAUAUGACAGGGGUCUCAUAAGAUUGUUUAUAAUGGAGCUGAAAGACUAUCAUCCAGUGACAUUUUUUUUUUUUUUAAGAGAGUCUUCACUCUGGGUGGCGCCUGUGGCUCAAAGGAGUAGGGCACCAGCCCCAUAUACCAGAGGUGGUGGGUUCAAACCCAGCCCUGGCCAAAAACUGUAAAAAAAAAAGAGAGAGAGAGAGUCUCACUCUGUUGCCCCAGGCUGGAGUGUCAUAGCUUACAGCAACCUCAAACUCCUGGGUUUAAGCAGUGUUCUUGCCUCAGCCUUCCGAGUAGCUGAGACUACAGGUAUGUGCUAGUUGGUUUUUCUAUUUUUAGUAAAAACAGGGUCUCACUCUUGUUCAGGCUGGUCUUGAACUCCUGAACUCAAGCAACCUAUGGGCUUCAGCCUCCCAGAGUGCUAGAAUUACAGGCAUGAGACACCUAGCCCAGCCGACCCAGUGACAUCUUAUGGAUCCUGACUCUGUGACCCUAUGUGGGCCUACCUGUGUGGGUAUGGGUCUUAGUUUUUAACAAAAAAAGUUUAAGAAGUAAAAAAUUUUAAAUGGGGUGGCACCUGUGGCUCAAAGGAGUAGGGUGCCGGCCCCCAUAUACUAGAGGUGGCGGGUUCAAACACAGCCCCGGCCAAAAAGUAUAAG